AUGUGCCGUCAACAGCUCGCAACGUCGUGGAUCCAGACCAUCUUCUACGGCAUCACCAUCCGUGCCGGUGAUCCCAAGCCCGUCCCCGGCUCCGCCCGGCACGCCGCCCACCGUCGCAUCAUCAACAUUGCCGUCGUCGCGGUCUACCUCGCCUACACCAUAUACGAGGCCGACUACGAGAUCCGCGGGCGAUCCUCCUUCUUCGAGGACCUCGGCGUCGCCAUCAACGCCGACGACCGACAGAUCAAGUCUCGCUUCCGCCGCCUCGCCGCCCUGCACCAUCCGGACAAGGUCACCUCCUCGACGCCGCAAGACUCGGCCAACUACUUCAUCCACCUCAAGCUUGCGAGCGAUACCCUCCAGGACGCGGCCCGCCGCUUCGCCUACGAGCGCUUCGGUCCCUCCAUCGCCGAGUGGAGAAAGUGCGUCACCAUCAAGGAGUUUGUCAGCCAUGGGGUGCUCUCUGGCAUUCUGCCAUACUACGGCGUCGUCGCCGGCACAAUCUACAUCGUCGGCCUUUUCGGCUACAUGGAGUUUGGCAAAUUCUACCGCUGGUUGUUUCUCAUCACCCUCUGCCUCUUCGAGGUCCACGCCGUCACGCGCCCGACCUUUCCGCUCGUCAUCGAUCUGCUCAACGCUUACAUGACCCGCAUGACCUCCCAUCCGGCCUACCUGCCGUUCCAGGUCAUAGAGCUCGCCCGGAAGCUCACGGUGACCGUCUACAUCGCCCUCGCUCAGAUCGGUCCGCUACUGGCGACGCAACAACGCCAGUCGACGGCGUCUGCCGAGAGCGAGGAGAAAGUUCUGUCCAACGCACUCGACCGUUUGGAACACACCGCAACCCAGCUGAAUACGGACUCGGCGAGGCUGAUGGAGAUGGAGCUUUCGCCCUUCAAGGGUGAUCCCCUCGUGGUGCGCAACCUGCAAGGGAAGAUGCGGGAGUGGCUGGUUCAGAAUACGAUCCGAUCCGACCCCCUGGUCAAGGACGCGCUAGGCAAGUCAUUUGUGAAGAGACGGAUAGACGCCCCCAGUGGCGCAAAGGGCAACCGAUAG
Molecule: messenger RNA, 1053 nt
Organism: Drechmeria coniospora
Lineage: Eukaryota; Fungi; Ascomycota; Sordariomycetes; Hypocreales; Ophiocordycipitaceae
Product: Heat shock protein DnaJ
Exons: 1
Coding region: 1-1053 (350 amino acids)
Cellular component (GO): endoplasmic reticulum
Molecular function (GO): misfolded protein binding; protein-folding chaperone binding
Source: RefSeq, a predicted model, not a curated record